This is a messenger RNA of Aureobasidium namibiae CBS 147.97, 1179 nucleotides long. RefSeq lists its product as uncharacterized. The transcript is spliced from 2 exons. Lineage: Eukaryota; Fungi; Ascomycota; Dothideomycetes; Dothideales; Saccotheciaceae. The annotation marks the transcript as partial. The record is from RefSeq and is a predicted model, not a curated record.
AUCACUCUCGACUCAGGGGGCUGCCCUCAUCCAUUCAUCAGUGAGAGCUUACAUCCUUAUACCCAAGGCUACAUCGGCGGCCGCAACUGCGCAAAAAACCCCCUGGACUUCACCGGCAACGGCUCCAAAUGCUGCGUCCCCUGUCCCCUCUCCGACUGGGUCAACUCGUCAAACUUCCCAGCUCUCGCCGACGGAGCAGCAUGGGUAAACGUGGCAGGCUUCAUCCUCUGCGGGUUUCUUCUUCUCUCAUACUUGGUUCUUCCUGCUGCAACAACAAGACGCUCGUUUCUCAACAUCGCAUUGCUGGCUGGCAUCAUGAUCAUGGAGUUGGGCUUUAUUGUGCCUCUGGGCCAGAAACCCGAACAGUGCUUCGAUCCCGUCACGCCGAAUGAUAUGAACAGCAGCAAUUCUUGCGCUGCUACUGGAGGAUUGGUGGUAUUCGGCGGCAUGUUGACGGUCUGCUGGAUUGUUGUGCGCUCGGUGUUUAUGCACCUUCAGAUUUGCUGGGAUAUCGUGCCUGGCCGCGUCGCCAUCAUCGCUGCCAAUAUCGCUGCGUGGUCUGUUGCCAUCGCGCUCACUGCAGCGGUGUUGGCUAAAGUGAGUGUGUCCUAUCGCUUUGGCGGGUACUGCCACGUCAAUGUCGGAUCGACGUCGACCUACUGGGGCUGGAUGAUAGGAUUCGGAGGUGUGGCAUUGCUGCUUCAAGUCGCUACAUUCGUCUACUGCGCAAAGGUAUACCUCACAGCAGCCAUGCACGGACGACAAGCGCCCUCAGGCAGCAACGCAACAAAUUCAGUCAAAUCAGCAUCGUCCAAACGACAGGCGUGGACAGCAGUGCGAAGACUCAAGCAAGUUUUGCUGCUGCAAUGGCGAUCGCUUGCCAUAGUCGCUCUGGCCAUCUUCGUCAUCGCAUUCGUGUGUGUCAUCUUCAUCUUCCAGGUGGAUGCGUACACCAUGUCGACGUUUGCGAGUCCGACCAAAGUCAUCCCUUGGGUGCUUUGUAUACUCCAACAACGUAAUACCGACGUUUGUCUGCCGAAGAUCCAGAAGUUGAUUCUGCCUCAAUCCAUGGCGGUGGCUGUCUUGUAUGUGAUUGCGUUUGUGGGUGUAGAGGCGUUUGUGCUGCUGUUCAAGCCGGAAAUCGUGAGAGCGUGGGGGAGGUUCUUGAAGUCGCCGUUU